Eurypyga helias (sunbittern) is the source of this 1218-nucleotide messenger RNA. RefSeq names its product annexin A5 (gene ANXA5). The record is from RefSeq and is a predicted model, not a curated record. The annotation marks the transcript as partial. Gene Ontology annotation, biological process: negative regulation of coagulation. Gene Ontology annotation, molecular function: calcium ion binding; calcium-dependent phospholipid binding. The transcript is spliced from 11 exons. Gene Ontology annotation, cellular component: cytoplasm. NCBI's taxonomy places the organism in Eukaryota, Metazoa, Chordata, Aves, Eurypygiformes, Eurypygidae.
UACACAAGAGGCACCGUGACAGCCUUCUCUCCUUUUGAUGCCAGAGCUGAUGCAGAAGCCCUUCGUAAGGCCAUGAAGGGAAUGGGGACUGAUGAAGAAACUGUUCUGAAGAUUCUUACCAGCAGAAACAAUGCUCAGCGUCAAGAAAUUGCAUCUGCCUUUAAAACCUUAUUUGGCAGGGAUCUUGUAGAUGACCUGAAAUCGGAGCUUACCGGCAAAUUUGAAACUUUGAUGGUAUCUUUGAUGAGACCAGCGUAUAUUUUUGAUGCUCAUGCACUGAAGCAUGCCAUCAAGGGAGCAGGAACCAAUGAGAAAGUGUUGACUGAAAUUCUUGCCUCCAGAACACCUGCGGAAGUACGGAAUAUUAAACAAGUUUAUCUGCAAGAGUAUGAGGCCGACUUGGAGGAUAAGAUCACAGGAGAAACCUCAGGCUACUUUCAGAGACUGCUGGUGGUCCUGCUGCAGGCAAAUAGAGACCCUGAUGGCAGAGUUGAUGAAGGUCUUGUUGAGCAGGAUGCUCAGGUUUUGUUUAGAGCUGGGGAGCUGAAAUGGGGCACAGAUGAAGAAAAGUUCAUCACCAUCUUGGGAACCCGAAGCGUUUCCCAUUUAAGGAGGGUGUUUGACAAGUACAUGACCAUUUCUGGCUUUCAAAUUGAAGAGACCAUUGACCGUGAAACCUCUGGUGAUUUGGAGAAGCUGCUUUUGGCAGUUGUGAAAUGCAUCCGAAGCGUGCCUGCCUAUUUUGCCGAGACUCUGUAUUAUUCCAUGAAGGGGGCUGGCACUGAUGAUGACACCCUGAUCAGGGUCAUGGUGUCGAGAAGUGAAGUCGAUCUGUUGGAUAUUAGACAAGAAUUCAGAAAGAACUUUGCAAAAUCCUUGCACCAUGUGAUUCAGAAAGAUACAUCUGGGGACUACAGGAAAGCACUCCUGCUCCUCUGUGGUGGAGAUGAUGAGUAAUGGGGAGCGCCCCACGAAGGAUUUGGUGUACUCCAGCUUUGCAGCCCUUCAGUUAGCAUGUCUAGCUAAAUUUUUGUAUCUCAGUGCUUUGUGGCUGUUUGAAUUUAUACUCGUAUUGCACUUAUUAAAAAAGAGCAUAUUGUUAUCGAAGCGAUAGCUGGUCCCACCUCUUCCUGACAUCCCAACUUCCAGGUAUUUCAAGUGCCUUCCGUGGGUAUGCGAGGUUUGUCUUUGUGGAAGAUGGGUGCUGAGCACAGAACC